Molecule: messenger RNA, 834 nt
Organism: Acanthosepion pharaonis
Lineage: Eukaryota; Metazoa; Mollusca; Cephalopoda; Sepiida; Sepiidae
Source: the annotation of a GenBank genome assembly
AUGUUUUACCAUUUGCCAGUUCUCUUCAAACGGCCUCUCUUUAAAACGGCUUCCAAACGUCCUAUCUUUUCAAACGGCUUGAGAAGAAAAAACGGCUCCUGUUCAAACGGCCUCUCUUCCAAACGACUUCUCUUCCAAACGGCCUCUUCCAAACGGCUUCUAACGGCCUCUCUCUUCCAAACUGAUUCUUUAAAACCUCUUCUCUCAAACGCCUCUCUUCCAAACGGCUUCUCUUCCAAACGACCUCCUCUUAAAAACGGCUUGUCUUCCAAACAGCCUAUCUUCCAAACGGCUUCUCUUCAAACGGCUUCUCUUCAAAACGCCUCUCUUCCAAACGGCUUCUUCAAACGGCCUCUCUUCAAACAGCUUCUCUUCAAACAGCCUCUCUUCCAAACGGCUUCUCUUCCAAACGGCUCUCUCUUUAACAGCUUCUCUUCCAAACAGGCCUCUCUUCCAAGCGGCUUCUCAAAACGGCCUCUUCAAACGCUUCUCUUCAAACGGCCUCACUUCAAACAGCUUCUCUUCCAAACGGCCUCACUUCAAGUUCUCUUCCAAACCUCAAUCAAUCUUCCAAACGGCCUCUUUUUAAACGGCUUCUCUUCCAAGAACGGCCUCUCUUCAAAUAAUCUUCUCUUCCAAACGGCUCUCUUCAAACGGCCUCUCUUCCAAACGGCUUCUCUGAAAAGCAACCUCCCCACUUCAAACAGCUUCUCUUCAAACAGCCUCUCUCUUCCAAACAGCUUCUCUUCAAACAGCCUCUCUUCCAAACGGUUUCUCUUCCACAGCCUCUCUUCCAACCACUUCUCUCCAAACGGCCUCUCUUCCAAACUUUAG